Mya arenaria is the source of this 1308-nucleotide messenger RNA. RefSeq lists its product as uncharacterized. NCBI's taxonomy places the organism in Eukaryota, Metazoa, Mollusca, Bivalvia, Myida, Myidae. The record is from RefSeq and is a predicted model, not a curated record. Gene Ontology annotation, molecular function: zinc ion binding. The transcript has 3 exons. Bases 67 to 1308 code for a protein of 413 amino acids.
UUUAUCGCACGAUUUUCUUCAAAUAUAUCGGUAAAUCAAUACAGAUGCAGAUUUUAUUGACACAACAUGUCUAAGAAACUUUCAUUUGCUACGGAGUAUAAAGAUAGCCUGGAUAGUGUUGCCAAAAAGCGCUACGAGCAGAAGAUAACCAUAGUGGGUGGGGUAGACCCUUACGCAACUGAUUUGGUUUGGUCAAAAGAUGUGGCGUGCCUACCCUCAGUUACGCAUAUAGACAUCGUUCACUAUUUACUCUUUACCCCUAGUCCAUACACGAAAGAAGAUUUGAAAGCUUGGAAAUCACUUGAUGCUGUAAACCAACUCUGCAGUGGAUGGGUGCAAGAGAGAUCAAGUUACAAGACAAACAACCAUGUCAUAGUCACUGCAAAGGUAUUACAUUCACAACGACUUAGAGAGAAGCCACUUAGACCCUGGGUCAUAGUGAAACCAGAUGGUGUUGUGGAGGGGGCCCACUGUAAUUGUAUGGCUGGUCUUGGAGAAGCAUGCACCCACAUAGCAGCUCUUCUGUUUUCAAUAUCUGCAGCUGUGCAAAUAAGAGAUUCGCAAACGUGUACCCAGUCCGCAGCAUAUUGGAAGAUUAUACCAGCAUCAGUGAAGACCAUAAGGUAUAAAACUGUAAGCAACAUAAACUUUACCUCAGCAAAAACUGCCAAAAAACAUUUUGAUGAUAAUUUGCAGUGCAUGAAUAAUGGAGAAAUCCCAGUUACAAACACCCCUUCAGUAAGAAAAGUUAAAACACCUAGAGCAUCAGAGGCAGAUUUCAUGUCAUUCUGUCAAAAACUGUCAGUGUUAAAAUCUAAACCAGCCGUACUAUCAGUCAUAGAGCCGUAUGCUGCAGAUUAUGUUCCAACAUGUGAGAAACGAGACUUUCCUUUAAUACUUAGUGAACUGAAAGAUCCGGAUAUGAUUGGUGAGCCAUUGUGCACAGUACAAUCUAAAUGUAAAAACAUAAGGGUUUCAUGCAGCAAAGAACAAUCCGAAAAUGUUGAGGUUGAAACUCGGCUGCAGUCAAAAUCAAAGCUAUGGAACCAGUUCCGAGCUGGUAGAAUCACAGCAUCAAACAUGCGAAGUGUGGUUUUUACAGACCCUGACAAGCCAUCGAAAUCUCUUGUAAAGAAAAUAUGCUAUCCAGAGACCCAGUGUUUCCAGACUGAAGCCAUGAAGUGGGGAACAGUGAAUGAAAGAGUGGCUCUAAAGCAGUUUGUGGAGUAUACCAGCCCAAAGCAUGAAAAUCUGCUAACUCCGAGGAAAGAUAUUGUUAUUGCGACCAGGUUGAAUCUGGUAAAAUGA